Molecule: messenger RNA, 1833 nt
Organism: Colletotrichum karsti
Lineage: Eukaryota; Fungi; Ascomycota; Sordariomycetes; Glomerellales; Glomerellaceae
Exons: 3
Coding region: 1-1833 (610 amino acids)
Source: RefSeq, a predicted model, not a curated record
AUGGAUCUGUCCGCCCCGUCCCAAGCCAAGAUGCAGUUCAUCGCGCCCCGGGCUCCGUCACCACCGUCGCCUUCUCGGCACCAACUUGAGAUUCCGAUGCAGGUCCCAAUUCAAGUCUCUGAGCUCGACAUCGCCGCAGAACACGACAUCCCUCCCGUAUAUCGCUUCGAGCCACCCCCCGCGUCACGUUGCGUCGCGUGGCGUCGCGUCAUAUCGUUCACGAUGGCCCCUGGCAAGCCCUACUUCGAUACUGUUACCUCCGAAACCGUGUACGAUCAGCUGUAUCGAUUCGCCUUUCCUACCGCACUGGAUGGGAUGAGCACGAGCGGAUGGGGCGAGGAUCAGUUGGCAGCAUGCCGAGUUCUCGUCGCAGCCAAGACAAAAAACAACAUGUUGCCCAUCCUGCUCAAGAACGACUGCAUACCAACGGCAGAAUUCCAAACCCUUCUCAAACAGGAUCCUACGCCUCCUGAGGGUAACAACAGCUCAGACCGGUCCACCGACCAGCUGCAGCGAAUCUGUCAAGGACCCAGACAUCAUCAGCCACAGACCGAACACCAAAGCGCGUGGACUUAUGGCCAGUCGUUGGGCCAACUUUGGGCCAGCUUGGACAGUGUGAAGGCUAGUAGCUUCCACCAGCUCAGCGGCAACGGGCUGGGCGAAUUCGAGGAAGACAGAGACGUCGUAGCGGAAGCGCAGACAAUCAGUGACGACCUCGUCGAGCCUGAUGAGCCCGAUAGGGCCGACGAAUACGGCGAAUACGACGAGAGUGACGACAGUGACGACAGUGACGGUAUGGACCUUGACGAGACUGGCGAGCCCGACAGGGCUGACGAUCACGACGAGAUCGACGAGCUUGACGGCGGCGACCUCGACAAGAUUGAUGAGCCCGAUAGGACUGAUGAAUCCAUCCUGGGUGACGAACUUGAUGGCGGCGACGGUAGCAUCUUGAACGAAGGCACUGGAGUUGUUGAUCUCCACGACAAUCCUGCUAACAUUCAUGGUUCAUCUGGCGGCGACUUUUCGCGCAAGCGCAAGCUGCCCGAGGUCAAUAGCUCUCCGCCGGGCCCCCGACGCCGACGGUCCACAAGACAAGUUAAGCCGCCGCAUAACCCAGGCUACACCCCUUCAGAUCAAAUGCGAUUCUCGUCGAGCCAAACCUCGGCGCAUCCACCAACCUCGGAACCCGAAGUCUUUUACGGCCCGCCAAGCCCCAAAGCUGCCCAAACGAUUUAUCCCGAGACUCUUACCGUUCGCCUCAUCUCGUCAUUCAUCAGACAAGCUCUUCCCUGGCUACCCUCGCAGAACAGCCCGGAAGCUGACCCGGUCGUCGUGUUUGAGGAUGCCCAAGCUACGUUCCAAGUCAAGCACGGCGAGAUCAACUUCACGUCCCGUGACGACGGUGGUCUUGUCAUCUACUGCGAAGGCCGGCGCUGCGGUCGCGUCGCUCUCCUUGAGGCGAAGAGUUUCGUCGACAGCUAUGUGGAAGGCGAACUCUUGCUGUCGAACAAACGCUUCGGUCAAAUGGUCGGGGAGGCGCUCGCGGCGAGGUUCCAACAAGACCCUGGUGUGUGGACGGGACCUGACGGAACAAUCAUCGUCAUCGCUGCGGUUCGGCAUUACCUCCGCUUUCUGCAAGUGGGCAUUUCGGACACGUACCUCACGCAGCUGAAGCGGUAUGCGGGAGGCGGCAACGACGCCCCCACCGAGUUCAUCCGCGUCGAUGGCACUCGCUGGUUCGACCUCGCUAAUGCGUCCGACCGACGAUAUACCGUGCAAAACCUAGAGGGGAUUGUGUGCUUAGUCCGCAAGGGGUUUAGCAGGCGAGACUAG